Messenger RNA from Gregarina niphandrodes, 1326 nucleotides. RefSeq lists its product as hypothetical. The record is from RefSeq and is a predicted model, not a curated record. Bases 1 to 1326 code for a protein of 441 amino acids. The transcript has a single exon. NCBI's taxonomy places the organism in Eukaryota, Apicomplexa, Conoidasida, Eugregarinorida, Gregarinidae.
AUGUUGAGCUUAGUUGCGAGUAGUUAUGACAUUCGGAGAGCAGCGAUGCUGUGUUACGUAUUUCGUUUUGAGACGGUUGAAGAGUGUGGUGAUAAAUUACCAGCAGUGGUCUUGACAGAUUGUGCGGAGGAUGAUGUUUAUACAUUCAGUAUUUGUGUUGAUCUGAAUGAGUCUGAGGUUUGGUUAGAAUCAGGUUAUGAUGUGGCGGCAUGUGGGAAAGUUUCACCGUCGGCAGCAAAGACUUUUUUAGAAUUAGGUGCGAUAGCGGAUCCAUUGAAGGAUGUGAUUUUACGUUACAAGGUUCAUCGUGAAGAGGUUCCUGAUGAGUGGCUGCUUGAGGAUGAUGGACAUCCUGAAUUGACUGAUAUGGCUUGGGUCACUAAGCACGGUUGUUGGUUCCAAGUUAGCAGUCCCGUCUUGGAUGAUUAUGAAGACUUGGAUGAGGAACGAGAAUUUGAAAGCGUUAAGUUCAACUCCCUAAUACGCAAACUAGUUGAAACUAACACCCACGCUCUUGGAUUGGAAUUACACCAAGUAGACCAUGUUCUAGUCAUCGAAGUUGUAAAAGAAUGUUUGGGACGUUACUUACAUAUCCCCCCCGUCCAACGAUGGAUCCGAAGAUUUGAAGACGACCUUUAUUCAGAAACACUUCGCGAACACAUGUAUAUAAAGGCACAAGACGUUACUAAUCGAGUCUUCGAACUCUUUGACGCUAUCAAACCGGCACAAUUAAACGGAGAUGCUAUCCGCUCUUCCGAAGUCCGCUCUUCCGAAGUCCGCUCUUCCGAAGUCCGGUCCAUCGAGAAUUCAAGAUACCAAAAUGAGUCCGUUCAAAAUGAAGACAGGUGGGGUCCGAGAUACCAAGAUGCAACUGAGCGGAGCGAAGAGAAUUCAAGAUUCCGAGAUCGAGAUGAAUGCAGCGAGAACUUCGAACCUCGAGAUGCACUUGUCCAACGACCAGACUCGUUCGAUUACACCUCUGACGCAACAUACGAUGCUGAAAUCACUGCAGCAGGAGAAAUCACUGCAGCAGGAGAAAUCACUGCAGCAGGAGAAAUCACUGUUUCCAUUUUCCUAGAAGGACCUGAUCCUUACGUGCAUAUUGAAACCGAAAAAGACACACGAGUGAGAACAAGAACAAGAACCGCUAGAUUGAUUCGAAAUCAAACACCAUCCAGUCCAGUAGACGAAAGACGAAUCCAAAUAUUUACGGAACCUCCAUCAAAUCAUGCAGGAAGACCCACCAUCGCAAGAAGAAGGGCCGUGGUCAGAAGAGUCACAACCGAAAGGCGAAUCGAGUACGACGACGGGGCCAGAGGCCAAUGA